Molecule: messenger RNA, 3250 nt
Organism: Andrographis paniculata
Lineage: Eukaryota; Viridiplantae; Streptophyta; Magnoliopsida; Lamiales; Acanthaceae
Product: chloride channel protein CLC-a-like
Exons: 6
Coding region: 563-2953 (796 amino acids)
Biological process (GO): transmembrane transport; chloride transport
Cellular component (GO): intracellular membrane-bounded organelle; plant-type vacuole membrane
Molecular function (GO): nitrate:proton symporter activity; voltage-gated chloride channel activity
Source: RefSeq, a predicted model, not a curated record
CUACUACUAAAAAGCAUACAACCUCCUCCAACUUCCAGCUUCCAAAAUACUUACUAUUGCAAUGGCAUGGGAUGACCGUAUGAAUUGUAUGUAUUUAUGCAAUUGAUGGAUGAAGCAAAGGAAGCCUUGUGUUGUGUUGUACUGUUGUACUGUAAUGUAAUGUAGUGUUAUGGAAGUUAAUUGGUUCUCUAAUCAAGUUCAGCUCAGCUCACUUACUCACUCCACCCACCCUUCUUCUCUUCUGUUGCUUCUAUCUUUUCUUGAUUUCAUCUCCCUUUCUCGUCGCCACCACCGCCGCCACCACCACCACCACCACCACCACCACCGUAUAUAAGCAAGCAUUACACACUAGAAAGCUUCUGAAUUUAGGCCUUAUUCUGUCUGUCUGUCUGUCUGUACAGCCACAACUACAACUAUCAACUACACAAACCAAUUAAUAUCCCGUCGGGCGGCCGUCACGCGUCACCUGCCUGCCAAUUGCCUUUUUCAUCCCAUCUCAUCUCAUCUUCUUCCAAGUCCGUCGGAACACGUCCUCUCCUCACCUCCACCUUCCUUCUUUCCCAUGGAGGAGGAGAAGGAGUUCGACAGCUUUGUGGAAGCCGCUGCUGAGCCAGCCUCCAAUAAUAUCCACAGAUCGGUCGAGGAAGUUGCCGCCGAUCCUGAUCCUGAUCCUGAUCCUGAUCCUGAAAGCAACGAUCUCCAACAGCCUCUCCUCAAACGCAGCAGGACGCUUUCUUCCAGUCCACUCGCCAUAGUUGGAGCAAAGGUUUCUUACAUUGAGAGUUUGGACUAUGAGAUAAACGAGAAUGAUCUGUUUAAGCAAGACUGGAGGAGCAGAUCCAAAGUCCAAGUGUUGCAGUAUAUAUUCUUGAAGUGGUUGCUGGCAUUCCUAGUUGGGCUUCUCACAGGAUUGAUAGCAACUCUCAUCAAUCUUGCCAUUGAAAACAUUGCUGGAUACAAACAUCUUGCCGUGGUCAAAUAUAUUGAACAAGAAAGAUACAUAAUGGGACUCUUCUUUAUGACCGGAGUUAAUUUUCUUCUCACGCUGGUUGCUGCAAUCCUCUGUGUUUGCUUUGCUCCAACUGCAGCGGGCCCUGGAAUUCCCGAAAUAAAAGCUUAUCUCAACGGAAUCGACACCCCCAAUAUGUUCGGGGCCACAACAUUGAUGGUUAAGAUCGUGGGAAGCAUUGGAGCUGUCUCUGCUGGCUUGGAUCUUGGAAAAGAAGGGCCUCUUGUGCACAUUGGGGCCUGCAUCGCUUCUUUGCUGGGGCAAGGGGGGCCCGACAAGUACCGGAUCAGGUGGCGCUGGCUUCGCUACUUCAACAAUGAUAGGGACCGGCGUGAUCUGAUAACGUGCGGCUCUUCUUCGGGCGUGUGUGCGGCUUUCCGGGCCCCGGUCGGCGGCGUCCUCUUUGCUCUGGAGGAGGUGGCUACGUGGUGGAGGAGUGCUCUCCUGUGGAGGACCUUCUUCAGUACUGCGGUGGUGGUGGUGGUGCUCAGGGCUGCCAUGGAAAUCUGCAAGUCCGGGGACUGUGGACUGUUUGGCAGGGGGGGGCUGAUCAUGUUCGAUGUGAGUGGCGUCUCUGUGAGAUACCAUGCCGUCGACAUUGUCCCUGUGGUUGUGAUCGGAAUCCUCGGCGGCUUGUUGGGAAGUCUCUACAACUACGUGCUUCACAAGGUCCUCAAGGUCUACAACGUUAUAAACGAGAAGGGCAAAGCGCAUAAACUGGUCCUUGCCCUGAGCGUGUCCUUACUCACCUCCGUAUGCCUGUACGCGCUCCCGUUCCUCGCAAAGUGCCGGCCCUGCGAUCCGUCCCUGCUGGCCGACCGCUCCUGCCCCACCAACGACCGCGCCGGGAACUUCAAGCAGUUCAACUGCCCCUCGGGGUACUACAACGACCUGGCCACCCUCCUCCACACCACCAACGACGAUGCGGUGCGCAACAUCUUCUCAGUCAACACCCCGGGCGAGUUCGGCGUCGUGUCCCUGGCGAUCUUCUUCGCGCUCUACUGCGUGUUGGGGCUGAUCACAUUCGGCAUCGCCGUCCCCUCCGGCCUCUUCCUCCCCAUCAUCCUCAUGGGUUCGGCCUACGGGCGCAUGCUGGGGGCUGCCAUGGGGCCCUACACCAAGAUCGACCCGGGCCUCUACGCGGUUCUCGGGGCGGCCUCGCUCAUGGCGGGCUCCAUGCGGAUGACGGUUUCGCUCUGCGUCAUAUUCCUGGAGCUCACCAACAACCUGCUGCUGCUGCCCAUAACCAUGCUGGUCCUGCUGCUCGCCAAGACCGUGGGGGACUGCUUCAACCCCAGCAUCUACGAGAUCAUUCUGGACCUCAAGGGGCUGCCGUUCCUGGAGGCGCACGCGGAGCCGUGGAUGCGGAACAUCACGGUUGGGGAGCUCGCGGAUGUGAAGCCGUCGGUGGUGACGCUCAGCGGGAUCGAGAAGGUGGGCAGGAUCGUGGAGGUGCUGCGGAACACGACGCACAAUGGGUUCCCCGUGGUGGACGACGAGGGCGGCGCCGCCGAGCUGCACGGGAUCAUCCUGCGGGCGCACCUGGUCCUGGCGCUGAAGAAGAAGUGGUUCCUUACGGAGAGGCGGCGGACGGAGGAGUGGGAGGUGAGGGAGAAGUUCACGUCGAUCGACCUGGCGGAGAGGGGCAACACGAUCGAGCAGGUGGAGGUGACGGUGGGCAAGAGGGAGAUGGGGAUGUACGUGGACCUGCACCCGCUGACGAACAGGACCCCGUACACGGUGGUGGAGAGCAUGUCGGUGGCGAAGGCGCUGGUGCUGUUCAGGCAAGUGGGGCUCCGCCACAUGCUCAUUCUGCCCAACUACCAGCCUCAGCCUCAGUCUCCAGGGGUUCCUCUGGUGCUGGGAAUUUUGACGAGGCAGGACUUGAUUGCCCACAAUAUUCUGAGUGCAUUCCCACAGCUUCAGAGGUCCAAGAAGCAUUGAUCAUCCCAUCCCAUCCCGUCCAGGCUACUUUACUCUUGUCAUCAUCAUUCUCUUCAUCACCUUCACCCAUACUCUCUUCUUGUUGGUUGGGACAAAAUCAUUUUUUAUUUAUUUUUUGGCUUUUGCUCUAGUCCAGAUUCAUAGCAAAGCAACGUGUGUGUCUGUCUGUGUAUCCACAUAUAAUGCACGGUAAUCAUAUGGAAUAUUGCAGUUUCAUAUCAAACAAAUUGUGAAAACUUCUUCUCGGAUAUAAGAGUGAAAGCCUACUAUAUUUAAUUAAUAUAGUAUUACAUGUCA